CGCGCUCAGCUUCAGUCUGUUUACAAUUCACGAUAAUGAAGUACAUUGUGUUAUUAAUUGCUGUGCUCUUACCGCUUGCGGAGCAACAGUCAUGGUCACUACAGUCCUUGGUAGAGAACAAGCUGAUGACCUUCAUCCAAGAACAGAAAGAUCAGGUCGAAAAACUUGUGAAUGGAUACGACGACGCUCGGACUUACCUUGAAGACCAGCACAAGAAAAUCACCGAUGACAUUUACAAGUACAUAGAUAAUGUUAAAGACAGCGGACGGCAGAUCACAGAGCCGUGGUCUAUCGAUGAAGAUGAGGCCAAACUUGAGAAUCCUGAUGAGUUCCUGACUGCUCCUGGGAUCAUAUCGCGUCAUGGAUACGUAUGCGAAACUCAUACUGUUGUGUCUAAGGGAUACGUAAUAAACUUUCACAGGAUACCUAGAUCGAAAAGAGGUGGAGUUGUGCCUACGAAAACUGUGUUGCUACAACAUGGCUUGUUCGCGAGCUCUGUUGAUUGGAUCCUCAACGGUCCAGGCAAAGGACUGGCAUAUGUGCUAGCUGACGCGGGAUAUGAUGUCUGGAUGUCAAACGUCAGGGGCAACAGGUACUCCAGGGAACAUACCAGUUUGAACAGUAACUCGAAAGCCUACUGGAACUUCUCCUGGCACGAUGUAGCUAAGCAUGACAUCCCCGCUGUUAUAGACUACAUCCUGGACUUUAAAGGUACAAAUACUAAGAUCACAUACAUAGGGCAUUCCAUGGGUACCACAAUACUAUUUGCGAUGUUGACGCUUCGCCCGGAGUACAAUGAUAAAUUGACUGCUGGAUUCGCGCUAGCCCCCGUGGUGUACCUAUCGGACAUCCAGUCUCCAAUCAAAACCCUAGCUCCGGUCGCCAGUAGCGCAGCAUCGAUGGAUAUGCUCUCAAAUACUCACGAGUUUGUUCCAAAGAAUUCUGCUCUGGGUAAAAUAACAAGCACGUGCAGCUUAGACGCCGCGGACCUUAGUGUGUGCAAGAACAUAGCCUUCUACAUAUGUGGGUACAACGAGAAGCAGUUUAAUAGUUCUCUGCUACCAGUUUUCCUAUCCCAUUUAGGUUCAGGAACUUCUUGGAAGACGGUAGUUCAUUUCGCUCAAGAGAUAAAUGCGGGAGGCAAAUUCCAGCAAUUUGACUACGGCAGCAAGAAUUUCGAGAUAUACGGCUCUGUAUAUCCCCCGGAGUACGAUUUAAGCAAAAUAACCUUACCUAUUUCUCUGUUUUGGUCGAAAAAUGAUUUGCUGUCAUCAGAACAUGAUGUCAAGAAGCUGUAUCAUGCCUUGGAGUCCAAGAAAGAAAUGUAUUUAAUUCCCGAUCCAGAAUUCAACCAUUUGGAUUACUUGUGGGCUAUUAAUGCUCCAAGAUUACUCAAUAAUAAGGUUUUGGAGUACCUUGAAAGAGCAUUCAAUGCUGAAGAGCGGCAUAAGUCCUUCAAUCCAUACGAGGUCCAUUCUGGUUACAAUUUCAAUCAUAUUAGAUUCGUAUCGUUAAGAAUGUAAUUCAUACAUUUUAAUUACAAUACAGUAUUUAUAUGAAGACGAGCAGUAUACUAAGAGGGAUUGAAGAUAAAAAAUGAUUCAUCGCUUUUCUAAAUCUAACACUCAUGUUAAUAUUAGCAAAUACCUAACAUUAAUUAAUCAUGCAUAAUUAAUGGUAUACGUCACUCCAUGCAACGCGCAGAAUGUCAAGAGACCCGGACUUGGCCUGAGCUUCAGUUAUAAAGUAAAUCAUAAGAGAAGCAAAGGAAUUAAGAUUAAACAGAUAUACAAUACAAUGCUACUAAAUACUUUCAUUCUAGGGCAGAAAGGUAAAAAGACUGGUUCUUAUUAAAAUUGUAUUUGUAGAAAUUAAAAACAUAAGAUGCCAAUUUUUGUGACACCAAUGUCCUAUAAUAGAACACCUAGAAUUUAAAGUACUUAUCUACUUUAAUGACGUUCUGUUUAUACUGACCCAUAAUAUCUCUGAGUCAAGGAAAUAGAUAUAUAACGAUAUCGUUCGGGGCCGUUGUGUCAAUCAUUUCUAUAAUUAUAUCAUCGAGAGAGGAACACAAAAGACUGACUUAUUGUUAAUAUUAUUUUUUUAAUAAAUAAUUUAAUAAUAAA
This is a messenger RNA of Manduca sexta (tobacco hornworm), 2126 nucleotides long. Its product is annotated as lipase 3-like. Bases 36 to 1523 code for a protein of 495 amino acids. The transcript has a single exon. The record is from RefSeq and is a predicted model, not a curated record. NCBI's taxonomy places the organism in Eukaryota, Metazoa, Arthropoda, Insecta, Lepidoptera, Sphingidae.